This is a messenger RNA of Acanthoscelides obtectus, 5152 nucleotides long. NCBI's taxonomy places the organism in Eukaryota, Metazoa, Arthropoda, Insecta, Coleoptera, Chrysomelidae. The record is from the annotation of a GenBank genome assembly.
CAGCAUUUUACAGUCGCGCUGUUUCCGUGCGCCGAGAGUUGUUUACGUUAUCGAGCGUACACAUUGUUUACGUUAUUGCGCGUUCCGUUUGGUCCUAUAGAACGAAGGGUGUGUUUACAUUAGCGCAAGUUUUCAUUAUCCCGUGUUUACGUUAUCGAGCGUUUGCUGUAGUUAAAAUUGUUAUGAUUAUCGGUUGUGAUAACAAUUACGUAUUGUUACUAAUUACAAUAACAAUUACUUUGUGAUAACUUCAAUAAGGAAUUAUCACUCUGCUAUUGGAACUUUAAGAAUGAAGUAGCCUAAAAUCCAAUUCGAUUGUGGUAGUACUAUAGUAUGGAGUGUGAUAUAAAUUUCAAUGUCAUUUUGAUUCCGUAAAAUUCCAGUGCUAAUGGAAUAAUUUUGUUUUUGAUGGAACACUUCCAGUCUACCCCGUCUCAAUUAGGAUUACGAUUUGGAGUGGCCAGCUCGCUGUCCCGAUUUGAGACAUUGGGAUUUUUUAAAAUCCCGAGUUUAUGUGAAUCUUCCAAAGAACCUACAAGAUUUGAGAACACAAUCAGAAUCACCAUGAAAACCCCAGGAUAAAUUCAAUGCUGCUUAACUCCUGUAAAGGUGAUCAAGUUGUAGUAGUGGUGGUGGGAAGGCGACCCUUCUUUCCAACCUAGCUGCACCAGAAAUCGAUUCCAUUUUGUUAGAUCUAAACCAAUCGCGUUUGUAUACUUUCACAUGUUUUGGCAACUUUGCGUGCCAUACUUUUGCGUAAAAACGCUGAUUCCUUGACUUCAUUUUCUGCAUAGGAGGAGAAGCCAGCGGUUCCUCCUCCUCCAUCUUACAGCAGGGAUAGACGAAGAAGUAGCUGCACCAGAAUGUUAAGGGACCCCGAGGAAAUUCUGAAAUCGCUGAAGGCUGUAAAAGGUGAACUAGGUAGAACGAUGAGUCUUACUGGAGACAAGAAACAUAGGAAAUCCGCUAGUGGUCCCUCUGGAGGUGAGGAAUGCAGAGAAAACCCCGAGGUCAGUGAUGCUGGAGCUAGCCCUCCGUCAAGUCCCGAACGUACGUCUCCACCUCAACUCGGACCUGGACAGAUCAAACCUAAAGGAUACCGCUUUUCGACCUCGCAACCUCCCGAAAUCAAACUGGGCCUGCUGAUGACGAAAGGUCAGCUGGAGGUGGAAGUGGUAUGCGCUCGACGAAUCCCGUCUCGCGAAGCUCCUCCCGACACGUACGUAAAGUGCUACCUUAGAGAACAGGACAGAUGGCUGCAGAAGAAAAAGACAAGGAUCGCGAAACACUCGUACGAACCGCAGUUCCGGCAGACGCUCAAGUACCAAGCGUGCGACAUCCUGGGGCGAAGUCUGGUCGUCAUGCUGUGGGAGAGACAAGGAGGGUUCGAGCACAAUCAAGGUUUAGGUGGCGCUGAGGUAGCAUUGGAUGCUUUGACGUUGACACACCUGACGACCGGUUGGUAUCCACUGUUCCCCAUUCAAUUCUUGGGCUCGGACUCGAACGAUUCGCCUUGACAAGGUGACUCUCCGGCAGACUAGCUUGCUAGAUGUGUGCUAGUCGCUAUGGGACACGUCACAAGACAACAUAUUUCAUUACUGGGAAUCCUGCAAUUUUAACUCCAAAACGGAGUCUUGAAGGAUAUCGACAUCUGUAGAAAGCGUACGCUUAUUAUUCGUUAAUUUGUACUCCAUGUUGUUUUCGAACGCUGCUUCAGUAGAUCGUGUGUUUAAUCGUAACGUUGUAACUUUGACGCAGUUGAAGGUACUGCCGCAAGCAUUCUAGUUCAGACGUCUAGAAGUUGUAGACCAUUUGAAAAAUCCGUAAAAAUUAAGAGCCAUUUCCGGCCACUACAAAAGAAUUUCGAUUGAUGACUUGUCGACCCAACACCUAUAAGUAAUUUUAGAAAAUCAGAGAGCUGUGUUGUGGGUUUCUAGAUAUAUAGUGAUUCAAAAAAUGACAUAGAUUCUUGUAGAAGUAUCUUGGACUGUGUUGUAACCCGUAUGUGAAAAUGCCAAAAAUGAACUCCAAUGAAAGUAUUAGAUAACGCGGCAGAAAUGUUUCCUUCAAGGAAGAAAGUAAAGUGUAGAUACAGGGAAAAAGAUGAAAUUUAAGACAAUCAUUACAAAAAAUCAUUUUAUAAAAACACUAUAAUUAAAAGACUAUCAUUUAAAGUAAGGUGGCCUUAAGGUAAUUGUUUGGCCUAUUUCAAAGUGUUCCAUUAGAAACGCAGGCUUUGAGAUCCUUCACUUAUAUCAUUCAUACAGGGUGACUUUGAAGUUGAGUCAUUAAUUUUCAGAUAAUGAUUGUAGAAGGAAGAUAAACCAAAAUAUGUGUGUAAAAAUAAAAAAAAUAAAAAAAAAAUGUUACCUUGUUUUAUAAAGUAUCCUCCCGACAAGUAUUUCAGUGCGGACCUGUAUUUGAUCGUGAGGUCUUGGAGCACCGGCAUGCCCUCCUCUGUGAGGUCUAAAGUCACCUGAUUCACGAGCCCGUUGUACUACAUUAACAAAGGCACGAGGGGUUGGUUGCACUCGAUUGGGAAACCGAUCCGCAUAAACAUGUGCCAUUUUUUAUUUCGUUUGAGCCACGCAGCAAACACCACUAUUCACUCACGCGUUACCGACUGACACAUUGACUGAAUAAAAACAUCGUGAUCAGCGUUUCAAAUUCUUUCGCUUUUUUGUUUCCGAUGCGAUGAACCGAUAAGGCGGAUUAUAUCCGUUGUUGCCAAAUACGAGCACAUAAUAUUAUUAUUGAGACAGGGCGGUACUCAAACUUCUAAAGGGCUAUAACUUUGUUACUUUAAUUUUACCAGAAAAAUGUUAAAGGAAAAAACAUUUCUUUUGAUCAGAUCUACUCACUGUUAAAAUAAAUGACUCAACUUCGAAGUCACCCUGUAUAUAUAGGUUCACUUCACAUAUAUUUUGAUUUCUCUUGACGUUUCAGCCACCUCGGUGGCCUUUUUCGAGUACAAAUGACAAUUAAUGACAGUAUAUUUUUCUUAUCUGUCUGUUGUGUGCCAGUUCAUUCAUUUUGAAGGGAAGAAAAUAUAUAUGAACUGUUACCUGGGAACAGAUAAACAUAAGGCUCUGCUAGAUCUAGAGCCAUUUUCAAAGUAAAUAUAUAUAUAUUAGUAAAUCAUCUCGAAUAUAACUUGGUAGAAUGCAUUAAUCAGUACUAUAACUAGCUAUAUAUCAAAUAUUGUCUGUAGUAUUAUUCAUAUUUUUCAUACUCCAAAAGGUUGAACCAGAAUGGAGAAAGAGCUUUGAGGCAGGUUAAACGAAAACUUAACAUGACCUGUGAAUAUACCCUGUCUUGCAUGAGGAGGCUUUUCGGAGUCCGCUUUUAUUAGUUCUAAGGGAAUUGCUGUGAUGCUCCAUGGCAACAUGGCUGUGACAAUUAAAAUCGUAGAUGAACAUCUAAAUACAGCAUAUGGUUGGGUAUCUUAUACCAUGAUCAGUGUCACAUGUCAAGCUUCCAUUCUGUUUGUAGCAUUUUUUGGACAUGGUAGUGUUUUUCGACUAAAAACAGGCCUGUUAGUAAGACAGGGUAUAAUAAAAGCUUGAAAUGAAACAGCGACUGAUAAUAUUCUUACCUAAUACUGAUAACUGAUGGAAGAACGGCCUAUAGAUAAAACUGAGGUGUUGUUGACAGGUUGAUGCUAACAAUUUGGAAGAGGCUUCAGAAUAAAGAUUGUAUUGACAGUUUGAGAUGAUAAAUCGGAUGCAUAGUUAUAAAUAUAGAGCACAAGGACACAACUAAUGAAAAACCUUGCUAGCUAUUCAUAAGAAAACUUGAAUCGUCAUCAAUAUAUCCAAGGCAACCCGCAGGAAUUUCUGUCAGGGAGGUCGCUUUUUGUGAAAGUCUACUUGCAGAGUAGGAGGUAGCAAAUUUUUCCAGGGGAGCCAAAAUUCUCAAAAUUGUACACAAAAUCCUGCUAAUUCAGAUUUUCUAUCGAAGUUUUCAAGAAAAGUGUAGAGUAUACACGUAUUAUUUUAAAACCCUAGAUCAAAACAGUCUUCAGGCAGCAGCAGUGGCCGCAGUGGUAGACGAAAUUUUUUUCUUGGCUAUGGAUGUUGUGAUUGUCCGUAGGUGGUAGACGGUACCACCCGGCGGAUCUCGUAGGCGGGCCAGAAUGUGUGCAUGCUGCAUGCACACGUGUUCCCUCGCUAGAGUCAGUGUGGCGUCCCCUCCUUUUCCCCUGAAUCCCCCUAUAGCCCCACGGUAUGAGUGUUUAGGCUCUUGGCCUUCGUGGUAACUGGAAUAUAAAAAAGUCUAACAUAGAAACAGGUCUGUACUUAGGAAUCACAUACGAUCAUGGUAGGACUGUAAACCGUUUUUGGGGUAUCAUACAGUGUUUUGGCAUAAGAAACUCUUCCAAUUUUUCAUCAACCAGAGUCUCAAACCUCUUUAACCUAAUGUUAAAAUUGCAGUGUUCAUUGUAACGACUAGCGUAUGUAUUUAUAUUAUAUCCAAAGUAGUUUGAUGUGUGGAUCAUUUAAUCGAUUCAAAGAUAAUAAAUAUAAAACAUGGGCUCUAAGUAAUCAUAGACAUAUUGCGUACUAUACGUAUUCAGACAAAUCAGUAUAUUUAAUUGAAUAUGUAGAUAUUGGGAGAGCGAAUCACCGCUUAGUAUCCUUUACAAACAUAUAUAUUUUCAGAGGAAUAUAGAGAGCGACCCAUAUCUCUUCAGACAUUUCAAUGAGAUAUUCCGUUUUGCACACGAUGUUGGGGACAACAAUGGUGCGCCCUGAAUAUGGUUAAACAAACGUCUAGAAGAAAGAACAUGUGCUACUUCUUAACAAUAUUUUUACUUCCCACGCCUAAUGUAGAGAAUAUAACGAUUUUGAUGCUAUAUGACACCACCAUGUCACUCAUUUUCAUCGAUCUGUUCGCAAAUCCUUGGCCCGUCUACUCGUAUAACUGCUGGAAUUUGGAGAAAAUUUUUACACCAGGCUGCCACUAUGCCAAAGGUGAAGAAGCUUUGUAGUUUUUGAAAAUCGAUGCUAUGGCGACAGUGACAAAUGCAAAAAAAAAUAGAAUAUAGUGCACUAAUGUUUCUGACAAAAUCUACGGCCUUUUGAUGCCAUGGAAAAUUGUACUAGAAGCUGUUUUGAAGGCGUGGGAAAUAUAGAGGUAACCUACUUGACGC